AUGUUGGUUGCGGUAAGUCAUCAGGUCAACCACAGGUCAGCUGCAAAUACAGCGAGCCUGUCUUACGAUGCACUUGGACAUUUGGACCUAAGACGAGACCGGAAGUCGGUACUACCAGGUAGCCGCGAGAAAUGGAGGUCAUUGAAACGAACGCUGAGUUCAGGAGGUAAAAUGAGAAACAUUAACGUGAACGGAAAAAAAAAUAUUGCACCCUACUUGCUCAAGAAUGUUGAACUCAAUCGAAAGAUCGAGUUUCUGGAACAUUUGACUCAAUCGGAGGAUCGAGUUCCAGAGUUUCCGUGGACGGUGAUGGAACCGUUGAAAGUACAAGCGAAAAACUGCACCGAACCCCAUAACUCGGAUGACAGAUAUUCAAGCAGCUUCAACGUGAAUUCGACAGUUAAAUCUAUCUACGCUGGUAACGAUUUCGAAGUAGCAGGUGAAGCCGAGACGAAAAGAACCAGCAGCGUACACGUUGGCGAGGAUAUCACGCUGUGUUGGAUAGAGACUACGACCAUCAAGGAGGACCACCACAUGCAUCCAGUGCAGAGACAAGUGCUCAGAGAGUACACUAUAUCCUUCGAGAAUGCUGCAACCAUACCAGAACGGUAUCUUGAAUGUAUUCAGCUGGAGGGCGAGGUCGAUUCAACGGACAGCAGCUUUCCAAAAUCGACCUUGUUCGAAGUGGUGGAUGAAAACACUCGGCAUAGCCGUGUAGUCAACUUUACUACGGUGAGUCACACCGACGACUUAACCGUAUGGCAGCACAAGCGAGUCCAGUGCGGAGUAGGCCCAGUUGUCACCAAAAACAUCAUUGAGUGGGCCGCGGAACGAGCGGAACAUCCGAAGAGGAGAAUCGAGAUCAAGGUCAGUCCCAAGAUUCACCGACUCACCGCUGUUCCCACCGAGACCGAACCCUGCACAACGGACCUCAUAGACUGGCAAGUCACGUCAACCACCACUUCUUCCUUCAUCGUGGACUGUGGCCCAGGAUCAACCUGCGAGAGCUACAGCGACUGCGCCGAAGAAAACUGUGGCUAUUCUUCGACUUCUGAGGUAGACGUGUCUAACGAUCUUUGGCAGGAACAAGCUACCACAGCAUCCACAACACUGUCGAAUAGUUCGGAAUCGGAAACUUCAGUGACUACGACCACCGAAGUCUCAAUUGCAAUGUCGUCAAUCUCGUAUAACCAAGACUGUGGCCCAGGAUCGACCUGCGAGAGCUACAGCGACUGCGCCGACGAAAACUGUGGCUAUUCUUCGAUUUUUGAGACAGACGUGACUGAUGAUCUUCGGCAGGAACAAGCUACCACGGCUUCCAUAACACUCUCGGAUAGUUCGGAAUCGGAAACGUCAGUGACUACGACCACCGAAGUCUCAACUGCGAUGUCGUCAAUCUCGUAUAACCAAGACUGUGGCCCAGGAUCGACCUGCGAGAGCUACAGCGACUGCGCCGACGAAAACUGUGGCUAUUCUUCGAUUUUUGAGACAGACGUGACUGAUGAUCUUCGGCAGGAACAAGCUACCACGGCUUCCAUAACACUCUCGGAUAGUUCGGAAUCGGAAACUUUAGUGACUACGACCACCGAAGUCUCAACUGCGAUGUCGUCAAUCUCGUAUAACCAAGACUGCGGCCCAGGAUCGACCUGCGAGAGCUACAACGACUGCGCCGACGAAAACUGUGGCUAUUCUUCGAUUUUUGAGACAGACGUGACUGAUGAUCUUCGGCAGGAACAAGCUACCACGGCUUCCAUAACACUCUCACAUAAUUCGGAAUCGGAAACGUCAGUGACUACGACCACCGAAGUCUCAACUGCGAUGUCGUCAAUCUCGUAUAACCAAGACUGUGGCCCAGGAUCGACCUGCGAGAGCUACAGCGACUGCGCCGACGAAAACUGUGGCUAUUCUUCGAUUUUUGAGACAGACGUGACUGAUGAUCUUCGGCAGGAACAAGCUACCACGGCUUCCAUAACACUCUCGGAUAGUUCGGAAUCGGAAACUUUAGUGACUACGACCACCGAAGUCUCAACUGCGAUGUCGUCAAUCUCGUAUAACCAAGACUGUGGCCCAGGAUCGACCUGCGAGAGCUACAACGACUGCGCCGACGAAAACUGUGGCUAUUCUUCGAUUUUUGAGACAGACGUGACUGAUGAUCUUCGGCAGGAACAAGCUACCACGGCUUCCAUAACACUCUCACAUAAUUCGGAAUCGGAAACGUCAGUGACUACGACCACCGAAGUCUCAACUGCAAUGUCGUCAAUCUCGAACAAGCUACCACGGCUUCCAUAA
Neodiprion fabricii is the source of this 2289-nucleotide messenger RNA. RefSeq names its product platelet binding protein GspB-like. The transcript is spliced from 3 exons. The record is from RefSeq and is a predicted model, not a curated record. The coding region runs from base 1 to 2289 and encodes 762 amino acids. NCBI's taxonomy places the organism in Eukaryota, Metazoa, Arthropoda, Insecta, Hymenoptera, Diprionidae.